This is a messenger RNA of Dictyostelium discoideum AX4, 2796 nucleotides long. RefSeq names its product SNF2-related domain-containing protein (gene rad54). The transcript has 2 exons. Gene Ontology annotation, cellular component: nucleus. The coding region runs from base 1 to 2796 and encodes 931 amino acids. The record is from RefSeq and is a predicted model, not a curated record. Gene Ontology annotation, molecular function: nucleotide binding; hydrolase activity; ATP binding. Lineage: Eukaryota; Evosea; Eumycetozoa; Dictyosteliales; Dictyosteliaceae.
AUGAAAAGAAGUUUAGCACCAAGUGCAAUUUAUGAAAAUAAAAAAUUAAAAUACGAUUUACCAGAUAUAGUUGAAACAACUCCAGAUGAUAGUGAUAAAGGUAAAAGAGGUAGAAAGAAAGCACCUAUACCAACAGUUAAUCAUUUAGAGAAAUAUUCAAUAAAGAAAAAGGUUGAAUUAAAAGAUGAAGAUAAUAAAAGUGAUGAUGGUAGUGUUAGUAGUGGUAGUAGCAAUGGUGAUAAAAUUAGAGAAGAAACAAAAAAAGGUAAAAAUCAAAGAAUGAACCCAGAUUCUGACCCAUAUUACUUUUUAAUUAAAUAUAAAAAUACAACAAAAAAUGAUGAAGAAGAUGGUUUAGGUAUUUUAAUAUUAUAUUAUGAUCAAGCAAUUGUUCAAUCAAUUGAAGGUAGACAAAUUGGUAAAACUGGUUUAACAAGAAGUAAUGAUGAUGAUGAUGAUGGCAAAGGUCAAUAUCAAAAAGUAAUGAUUAAAAAGAAGGAAGUUUAUUUUCAAGAGGAUUUUGCAAUGGCAAUUGGUAAUAAAUGGAUAAAGAUUAUUUUAUCAGUUGGUGAAGAAGAGUUUAAGAAUGGUUCAAUCUUUUUGAAGACAGAUAGUAUUAUAAAAAAGAAAAAAGAGGAAAAAAAAGAAAAAAAGGCACCAAUUCUAGCAGCAGCUCAUAGACCAAAAGGAUUUCAAGUACCAGUGAAGGGAUUGGAGAAAGCAGUACGUCUUUCCAAACCAUUACAUAACCCAUUGGCACCCAAUUCAUUGGUAUUGUUUACACCAGUCGAUAUCACUGGUGAGAAUAGAAUUCAUUGUGUUGUAGAUCCUAUAUUAUCACAAAAACUUAGACCACAUCAAAGGGAGGGUGUUCAAUUCAUGUUUGAUUGUUUGUUGGGAUUUAGAGGUGGUUUCAAAGGUAAUGGUUGUAUUUUAGCCGAUGAUAUGGGUUUGGGUAAAUCAAUUCAAGCGAUCACUAUCCUUUGGACACUCUUAAAACAAGGUCCUAAGGGUGAAUCGACUGCAAAGAAGGCUGUAAUCGUUGCACCAUGUACUUUGGUUGGUAAUUGGGGUCAGGAAUUAAAGAAAUGGUUAGGUGAUGGUGUAAAUACGGUUGCAAUUGGUGAGAGUACAAAAACAGGUCGUGCCAAAUUGACAGAGUUGGAAUUUGGUAAAGCAGAUGUACUCAUCAUUUCCUAUGAUCAACUUCGUAUCUAUUGCGAGGAUAUUUGUAAGAUUACAUCGAUUGGUUUGGUAAUUUGUGAUGAAGGUCAUCGUUUGAAAAAUGCAGAAAUUAAAACCACCAAAGCAGUAUCGAUGAUACCAACAGCUCGUCGUGUUAUUCUCUCUGGUACACCAAUUCAAAAUGAUUUAACCGAAUUUUAUGCAAUGGUUAAUUUCGUUAAUCCUGGUGUAUUGAAAAAUGUUGCAACCUUUAAAAAUGUUUAUGAUGCUCCAAUUGUUGCCUCGAGAAAUCCAGAUGCUUCCGAUGAAGAGAAGGAGAUUGGUCGUCAACGUUCUUUAGAGUUGAGUAGAUUAACUAGUCAAUUCAUUUUACGUAGAACUGCAUUUGUAAAUACUCAAUAUCUUCCACCAAAGGUAGAAUACGUUAUCUUUUGUAAACUUACACCUCUUCAACUUUCAAUCUAUAAACAUCUCAUUAAAGAAGCAAAAGAUUCUGCAUUUGCAUCGACAACUGGUGCCUUACCAUUAAUUACCACAUUGAAAAAGUUAUCAAAUUGUGCAGAGUUGGUUUACACACCCGAUAAAGAGACAGAUGUUGGUACCUCCAUAUUAAAGUUAUUCCCAAAGGAAUGGAAUCCAAAAGUUUUCCAACCACAAUACUCUAGUAAGUUAUUGUUUGUAGAUCGUUUACUUGCAAAUAUUAGAAACUCAAAAUCUGGUGAUAAAACUGUAAUCAUUUCAAAUUAUACUCAAACCUUGGAAGUAUUGGCAACAAUGUGUAAAACUCGUGGUUACGCAUACUUUCAAUUGGAUGGUUCGACAGCCAAUGCUAAACGUCAACAAUUGGUCAAUCUUUAUAAUGACCCAGCCAGACCAGAGUUUGUAUUUCUUCUUAGUUCAAAAGCAGGUGGUGUUGGUUUGAAUCUUAUUGGUGGUAAUCAUUUGGUUUUAUUCGAUGCAGAUUGGAAUCCAGCAAAUGAUGCCCAAUCUAUGGCUCGUGUUUGGAGAGAAGGUCAAAAAAAAAUCGUAUCCAUUUAUCGUACCUUUACAACUGGUACCAUUGAAGAGAAAAUCUUUCAAAGACAAUUAACCAAACAAGCACUUUCAACAAGUAUCACUGAAGGGGAUUCUGAUAAUUCACCAUCUUUUGACUCAAAGGAUUUAAAAGAUAUUUUUACACUUCGUGAAGAUACACUUUGUGAUACUCAUGAUAUGUUAAGUUGUAAAUGUGCACCUACUGUUGGUGGUAAAAUCCCAAAACAUAAAAGAGAUACCAUGUCUAUUAGUGAACUUAAUUCAUGGCAUCAUUUCCAUCAAAUGGAAAAAAUUAAAGAUCAAAAAGUUGCUUCAGCAUGUCAAGAUAUUGCAACAUUUGUUUUUGUAAAUGAUAAAGGUCCAGUUGAUAAAAACAAAUCAAAAGAAAAAACUUCAAAUACUACUACAACUACUACAACUACCACUUCAACUUCAACUUCUAAAUCUGAAAAAUCAUCACCACCACCAUCUUCAUCAAAACAUAAGAAAAAAAUUAUUGAAGAAUCAAGUGAUGAAGAUGAUGAUACACCAGAUGAAGCUUCAAGUGAUGAAAGUUAUAAUUCUGAUAGUGAUUAG